AUGCUGAGAUUCCUCCGUAUCCUUCUAACAGGUGGGGUCAGACUAGUGGAUGGGGAGAACAGGUGUUCUGGCAGAGUUGAGGUACUCCAGCAUGACCAGUGGGGGACCGUUUGCGACCAUGGUUGGGACCUCCGGGAGGCUGAUGUGGUGUGCCUGGAGCUGGGCUGUGGCUUAGCCGAGUCCGCCCUUCACGGUGCAGCAUUUGGCAGAGGCAGAGGAGAGAUCUGGCUACGGCAUGUCCAGUGUGCUGGACAUGAGUCCAGUUUGACACGCUGUGCUGUUGUCCUUCACAGUAACUCCUACUGCACCCAUGAGAAUGAUGCAGGGGUCAAAUGCUCAGGUACCCUUUUAAUGCCCACCCUCACCCUGCUGUCACCUCACAAUGUGUUCUCUCCCGGGGAGGCCGUUCGCUUCGGCUGCAGUGUCCUGCUGGGUCACCACCUCAGCGACUUUCACCUGUACAAACAGGGAGUGUCCACACCGCUGGUUACACAGAGGGCAGACCACACCCAGGCCAGAGCAGAGCUGACACUGUCUGACAUAGAGACUUUCCAUCAGGGCAGCUACAGUUGUCGGUACAGAAUCAGAGGCGGCUUUCCUUCUCAGCUGCUCAACUCUCCACCCAGCAACUCCAUCAACAUCACUGUGGUGGAACUCUUGACACCUCAUCACUGGUUCAACACAUCCACUGAGGCCCCGGCUGGUUCCGUCAUUAAAGGCCACAGUUUUAACAUCACGUGUUCCACCCUGCAGCAGUACCCUGGAGGUUCUUUCCAGCUGCGUCUGAUCCGCUCCAACGGCACAGUGCGCCAGUCUCUGCCUGCCCUCACCCCGUCCGUCACAUUCACCUUUCCCAAUGCCCAGACCUCGAAUGAGGGCUACUACUACUGCCUGUAUCGGGUCCAGCUGGGUGGACGCAUCUUCGUCUCCAGAGAAAGCCAGCCCCUGCCUAUAGCCAUCAGAGACCCAGAUCCAGUACUGAGUCCAGUGGUGAUCAGCUGGCUUGUUUCCGGCCUGACAUUUGUUGUAGCUGUCAUCAUUAUAAUCAUUGUGCCCAAGGUACUGUGUAACAAGGACAAGAAGCCUUCUGAACUGGAGCGAGAGACCAGAACCUGUGUGGACAACACUUAUGUUGCCUUAUCGAUUAACAAGCUAUGAUGGGAGUAUGCAGGCAACAGAUGACUAAAGGGAUUGCAGAAUUGCUAUUGAGCGGCCAGUCUGAAGGCUUUGUCUACAUGGACUCAGGCAGUAGGGGAUGUAACAGAACAAAACGGCUCGGUUGUUCUUCCACCACACCUUUGGAAAUGGAACAAGUGGAACCCAGUCUGGAUUGAGGCAUGUUUUCACUGGACACUAACACAGAUUUAUCCAAGACUGCACUGCACUAUUCUGUCAUACCAAACGUCAGGCUGCUGCUGGGAAACUGUCUGUUUUGCAUUACAUGAUUGUGAGAUCUAAGUUAAAGACCACAGGAGCCUGACGGACAGUAGAAAGCAUUUCUAGUUCAAAAGCAGUACUGGUUCAAUCUAGACUCCAGAUUCAGUCUGACUUGGCUAGCGCUACGACUCCAGAUGUAUGGAGUCAAAAGCUGCUCCUGAAAGCUAAACUGGGACAAGUGUGACAUGGAUUCCUCAGGUCUCUGUUUAUAUGCAGUUUAAAAACACUUUUUUGUAUUUAUUAACAUGUAACACUAAUGACAGGCUCCACUAGCUUAUUAUAUACUCACUUCCACAGAGCAAUGAUUUGUAUUUUAAGUCUAACAUAGCUAUUCAUCUCACAUCAUUAACAACAUACAUCACUGCAGUUGGAGUCUGUUAGUAGAGGUUGUAGUUCAUUAAAAUGCUGUUGUUGGAGCUUCCUGUUUCUUUUGACUUUUGUGUCAGAGCUUUGACAGUCUUUAGCUCCCACGGUGCGUACUGUAGGUUC
This is a messenger RNA of Monopterus albus (swamp eel), 1926 nucleotides long. RefSeq lists its product as uncharacterized. The transcript has 7 exons. Lineage: Eukaryota; Metazoa; Chordata; Actinopteri; Synbranchiformes; Synbranchidae. Gene Ontology annotation, biological process: zymogen activation. Gene Ontology annotation, molecular function: serine-type endopeptidase activity. The coding region runs from base 1 to 1158 and encodes 385 amino acids. Gene Ontology annotation, cellular component: plasma membrane. The record is from RefSeq and is a predicted model, not a curated record.